Erinaceus europaeus (western European hedgehog) is the source of this 8553-nucleotide messenger RNA. It is a transcript of the gene BCORL1, whose product is annotated as BCL6 corepressor like 1. Gene Ontology annotation, cellular component: nucleus. The transcript has 15 exons. The record is from RefSeq and is a predicted model, not a curated record. Gene Ontology annotation, molecular function: protein binding; transcription corepressor activity. Bases 403 to 5775 code for a protein of 1790 amino acids. Gene Ontology annotation, biological process: negative regulation of transcription by RNA polymerase II. Lineage: Eukaryota; Metazoa; Chordata; Mammalia; Eulipotyphla; Erinaceidae.
CGCACAUACAGACACACACACACACACCGCUCUCCCCCUCACUCUUUCGCUCGCCGCGGCUCCUGCCAGUGUGUGGCUCUGUCUCUCCUCCGCUUAGCUGAGCCCUCCCUUCUUCCUCUCAGUUCCUAGAGUCCGACCGCCGCCGAGAGAGAGAGAGAGAGAGAGAGAGAGAAGAGGAGAGGAGAAGGAGGUCGGUGGCGAUGAGGGGUGGAGGGGGGACGUCGGAUCGGGAUAGUCACAGGCGGGUGGAGGUUCGGAGAGGCUUAGAGGGAGCCCGGGUGGCGGCCUGAGCCUCCCCGCGGAGCCGACCCGGGAACAGGAUCCGACGAUCUGAAGAGAGGCUGGCCAGCCGGGCAGGGGGGAGUGGCCAUAGCAAGUCCCAUCUGGUGGCCAGUGGCUGUCAUGCUUUCUACAGCACCGCUCUACAGCGGGGUGCACAACUGGACCAGUUCUGACCGGAUUCGCAUGUGUGGCAUCAACGAGGAGAGAAGAGCACCUCUUUCUGAUGAGGAGUCCACGACAGGUGACCGCCAGCACUUUGGAUCUCAGGAGUUUUGUGUCAGCAGCAGUUUUUCCAAGGUGGAGCUCACAGCAGUUGGGAGUGGCAUCGGUGCCCGGGGGGCAGACCCAGAUGGCAGUGCAACCGAAAAACUUGGGCACAAGUCAGAAGACAAGCCCAAUGACCCCCAGCCCCAGAUGGACUAUGCUGGGAAUGUGGGCGAGGCCGAGGGCCUUUUGGUGGCACUGAGCAGCCCAGGAGACGGGCUUCCUGUUGCUGACAGUACUGAGGCCAGUGACAGCAGGGCCGACGCUUCCUGGACUCCGCUCAGCACCCAGAUGAACUCGCAAGUGGACUGCUCCUCGGCCGGGGUGAAGGCUUUGGACUCGCGGCACAGUGCUGGGGAGAAGAAUACUUUCAUUUUGGCAACUCUGGGAAGUGGAGUCUCUGUGGAGGGCACCCUGCCUCUGGUCACCACUAACUUCAGCCCUCUGCCAGCCCCCCUCUGUCCCCCAGCUCCUGGUUCAGCCUCAGUGCCCCCAUCUGUUCCAGACCCAUUCCAAGUCCCUCUGUCCGUCCCCACCCCAGUGCCACAUUCUGGGCUGGUUCCUGUUCAAGUAGCCACUUCCGGGCUGGCUCCUUCCCCUCCUCUGGCGCCAGGCCCUGCCCCCCUGGCUCCAGCACCACCGUCAGUGCCCACCCUCCUCUCUGAUUCAAGCCCUCUUUCGGUUUCAGCCUCUGUCUUGGUGCCCGUGCCAGCUUCUGCUCCACCCUCAGGCCCUGGGUCCCUGCCGGCUCCAGCCCCGACCCCCCUCCCAGCCCCUGUGUCAGCACCUCCUUUGGCUCUGAUCCAGGCUCCCGUGCCCCCUACAGCUCCGACCCUGGUCCUUGCACCCGUCCCUACUCCUGUUUUGGCUCCCCUGCCAGCCUCCACCCCCCCAGCAGCUCCUGCCCCUCCAUCUGUGCCGAUGCCCACCCCGACUCCAUCCUCCGGCCCCCCAUCCACACCCACUCUUAUCCCUGCCUUUGCACCUACACCAGUGCCAGCACCCACCCCAGCCCCCAUCUUCACGCCAGCACCCACACCCAUGCCUGCUGCCACGCCAACCGCCAUCCCCACCUCUGCACCCAUCCCAGCCUCCUUCAGCUUGAGCCGAGUGUGUUUUCCUGCAGCUCAGACACCAGCUAUGCAGAAAGUCCCCCUGUCCUUCCAGCCCGGGACCGUGCUGACUCCAAGCCAGCCGCUGGUCUACAUCCCACCUCCAAGCUGUGGGCAGCCGCUCAGUGUGGCCACACUGCCCACCACCCUGGGGGUCUCCUCCACACUCACGCUCCCGGUCCUGCCAUCGUACCUGCAGGACAGGUGUCUUCCCGGCGUGCUGGCCUCCCCGGAGCUCCGCUCUUACCCGUAUGCAUUCUCUGUGGCCCGGCCUCUGCCUUCUGACUCUAAGCUGGUCUCCUUGGAGGUGAACAGGCUUCCCUGCACAUCCCCGCCCAGCAGCACCAGCACCCAGCCUGCUCCUGAUGGGGUCCCGGGGCCUUUGGCAGAUGCCUCCCUGUCCACCACCUCUGCCAAGGUGCUCCCUCCUCCCCAGCCUCUGCUGCCAGCCCCCACUGUGAGCUCGGCCCCAUCACACCCCGCCAAGAUGCCUGGGGGGCCUGAGCAGCAAGCAGAAGGCGCUUCAGUCACCUUCUCUCCCCUCAAGUCGCCACCCCAAUUGGAGCGAGAGAUGGCCUCUCCCCCCGAGUGCAGCGAGAUGCCCCUUGACCUCUCCUCCAAGUCCAACCGCCAGAAACUUCCAUUGCCGAACCAGCGCAAGACACCCCCCAUGCCUGUCCUGACCCCCGUGCACACCAGCAGCAAGGCCCUCCUCUCCACUGUCCUGUCCAGGUCCCAGCGCACGACCCAGGCUGCUGCCAGCAACGUCACUUCCUGCCUGGGCUCCACCUCAUCCCCCCUCGUCAUCUUCCCCGAGAUCGUGCGGAAUGGAGACCCAAGCACCUGGGUGAAGAACUCAACGGCUCUCAUUAGCACCAUCCCCGGCACCUACGUGGGGGUGGCUAACCCUGUGCCUGCCUCCCUUCUGCUCAACAAAGACCCCAAUCUAGGCCUCAACCGAGAUCCGCGCCACCUCCCCAAGCAAGAACCCAUCUCCAUCAUUGAUCAAGGAGAGCCCAAGAGCACCACGGCACCCUGUAGCAAGAAGGGCAGUCAGACUGGCACAGACGGGCAGCCAAGCACAGUCAAACGCUACACCCCAACCCGCAUUGCCCCCGGGCUGCCGGGGUGCCAAUCCAAGGAACUCUCUCCAUGGAAGCCUGCAGGGCCGGCAAAUAUCUACCCACGGUGCUCAGUCAACGGGAAACCCACCAGCACCCAGGUCCUGCCCGUUGGCUGGUCACCAUACCAUCAAGCGUCUCUGCUUUCCAUUGGCAUUUCCAGUGCCGGGCAGCUGACCCCCAGCCAGGGGGUGCCCACCAGGCCCACCAGCGUUGUUUCUGAAUUUUCUAAUGUGUCGUCUCUUGGCCCCAGUGAAGUGGUGCAUGGACUUCCAGAGGGCCAGCCGAGACCCGGGGGUCCCUUCCCUCCAGAGCAGGACACUGGCACAAAGAACAAAACUUGCCGGAUUGCUGCCAAGCCUUAUGAAGAACAAGUCAACCCUGUCCUCUUGACUCUCAGCCCACAGACAGGGACCCUGGCCCUGUCCGUCCAGCCCAACACUGGGGACAGAAGAGUGAACCAGGGGCCUGAGGAAUCCGAGAGCCACCUCAGCCCUGACAGCAGUCCAAAAGUGGAAGGCCUCCAGGGGGGCUGUGGCUUGAAGCUGGCAGGAGACACCAAGCCCAAGAACCAAGUGCUGGCCACCUACAUGUCUCAUGAGCUGGUCCUGGCCACUCCCCAGAACCUUCGCAAGAUGCCCGAGCUGCCUUUGCUACCUCAUGACAACCGCCCCAAGGAGCUCAUCUUGGAUGUGGUCCCAAGCAGCAAGAGGGGCUCCGGCACAGAGCUCUCACAGCUGGGGAGCCAGGUGGACCUGGGGCGGGUAAAAAUGGAGAAGGUGGACGGUGAUGUCGUCUUCAAUCUAGCCACCUGCUUCCGGGCCGAUGGCCUCCCAGUGGCUCCCCAGCACAGCCAGGCUGAAGUGCAGAGUAAGACCAGCCAGGCCCGAGUGAAACAAGAAAGUGGUGGCGCCUUUCCUUGUAAGAACAAAUGGCAGCCAGACUCGGGGGUGACUGACGGGGGAACUGAAACUCUGCCAUCCAAGAAAAUGAAGUGCAGCAAAGAGAAAGAGAAGGAAGGCGAGGAGCCACAGCCCCAAGCUAAGGUCACAGGCCGGACUUCCCACGGACCCAAAUGCCGGAAGUCGCCUGGUGACCCCCAGGAACCCACCAAGAAAAUCCCCAGGGGGACUCCAGAUUCAGGAAAAGAGCACAAUGGAGUCAGGGUAAAGCACAAGCACCGGAAGCUGACAAAGCCUGAGUCCCAGUCUCCAGGAAAACCAGCCGAAGGCCAUGAGGAAGGUUCCUUGGAAAAGAAAGCCAAGAGCAGUUUCCGUGACUUUAUUCCAGUGGUUCUGAGCACCCGGACACGCAGCCAGUCUGGAAGCAUCUGUAGCCCCUUUGCUGCUAUGGCAGACAAUGACAUGGGAAGCCAGGAAGUCUUUCCCACAGAAGAGGAAGAGGAGGUGACUCCUAACCCGGCUAAGCGUCUAAAGGUGAGAAAGGCCCAGCAGGACACCCAGUAUCGCAGCCACCAUGCCCAGGACAAGACUCUGCUGAGCCAGGGCCGCAGACACUUGUGGCGAACUCGAGAAAUGCCCUGGACGACAGAAGCUGCCCGGCAAUUAUGGGACACCAAUGAGGAGGAGGAGGAGGAAGAUGAGGAGGAGGGCCUGGUGAAGAGGAAGAAACGGAGACGGCAGAAGAGCCGAAAAUAUCAUACUGGAGAGUACCUGACUGAGCAAGAAGAAGAGCAGCGACGGAAGGGGAGAGCAGAUUUAAAGGCACGUAAGCAGAAGACUUCCUCCCAAAGUUCCGCGGAACACCGCCUCAGGAACAGGAGCCUUCCUCUCCCCAGCAAAGCCCAGGGCCUCUCAGAUUCACCCAACGGUUUCCUCCCAAGUAAUCUGGAGGAGCCAGCUUGCCUUGGCAAUUCAGAAAAGCCAUCAGGAAAACGCAAGUGCAAGACCAAGCACAUGGUGACCGCCUCGGAAGAGACAAAGGGCAAAGGGCGUUGGAGCCAGCAGAGGACACGCUCUCCCAAAUCCCCUACCCCUAUGAAACCCACGGAACCCUGCACACCUUCAAAGUCCAGAAAUGCGGGCCCCGAGGAGGCCUCUGAGUCCCCAACAGCCCGGCAGAUCCCCCCGGAAGCACGGCGACUCAUCGUGAACAAAAACGCUGGUGAGACCCUUUUGCAGCGAGCAGCUCGUCUUGGCUAUAAGGAUGUUGUACUCUACUGCCUUCAGAAAGAUAGCGAGGAUGUGAAUCACCGUGACAACGCGGGCUACACAGCCCUGCAUGAGGCCUGCUCUCGAGGCUGGACCGACAUCCUGAACAUCCUGCUGGAACACGGGGCCAACGUGAACUGCAGUGCACAGGAUGGCACAAGGCCUGUUCAUGACGCCGUGGUCAAUGACAACCUGGAGACCAUGUGGCUCUUACUGUCCUAUGGGGCUGACCCCACACUGGCCACCUACUCGGGACAGACGGCCAUGAAGCUGGCCAGCAGCGACACCAUGAAACGCUUUCUCAGUGAUCACCUUUCCGAUCUUCAGGGCCGGGCAGAGGGUGAUCCCGGUGUGUCCUGGGAUUUUUACAGCAGUUCUGUGUUGGAGGAAAAGGAUGGGUUUGCCUGUGACCUCCUGCACAAUCCCCCCGGGAACUCUGACCAUGAAGGCAACGACGAGGAAGACGAUGAUUUCAUGUUUGAGCUCUCUGACAAGCCUCUUCUCCCUUGCUACAACCUCCAAGUGUCAGUGUCUCGCGGGCCCUGUAACUGGUUCCUCUUUACCGACGUCCUGAAGAGGCUGAAGCUGUCUUCCCGAAUCUUUCAGGCUCGCUUCCCGCACUUUGAAAUCGCCACCCUGCCCAAGGCUGAGUUUUUCCGACAGGUGGCCUCCAGUCAGCUGCUGACCCCCAGCGAGUGGCCUGGGGGCUUGGACACCAGGUCAGCAGCCCCGGGCUCCUCUGAGACUGUGGAGCUGGUGCGGUAUGAGCCAGAGCUGAUCCGGCUCCUGGGGUCGGAGGUGGAGUUCCAGUCUUGGAACAGUUGACCGGGGGCCUGAAGAAAGAGCCCCCCUCCUCCCUGUUCUUCUUGCUCCUCUCCUUCAGCCCACCUCCCCCCCUGCCUCCCACAUCUCGCCCCUGCCGAGCACCAAACUGCAGAAUGAGGCAAUAAUUUGGACCAACAAGAAGCCGCCUUCUCAACGCCAGCAUUCGUGAAUGACUGGGUUUCCCUUCUGGUCACACUUGCUUCGUUCUCUCUUGCAUUCUCGGCUGGUGAUGAGGAUGGAACUCAUCUGAGGACCCGAGGUCCCCUGGGGGGAUGGAGUGUGUGAGGUGGUACUAGGGUACCUGGGCCCUAGCCAGAGAAGAAUAGAGAAAACAAAACCCCCAAAUUUCUAAGCCCCUCCUUUUUCAUUCCCCUGUAUUCUCCCAGUCUUCCAUAGUAUUUAUUUUAUUAGUAUUUAAUUUGUGUUGUUUCAUUGGUUUCUGAUAAGUCUGUAUCACUGUGAUGAUUUGAGAUGACUUGUUGUAUCGAGGGUCUUUCUUCAGCCCACUUUCUGUUUUUGUUUUUUUCUUUGAUAAGCUCUGGAGCUGCCUCCCCACCCCCCAAAAAAAAAUCCUUCCCAGUUUUUUUUCUUCUGCUGGGGAGGAGCUGGGAGGGGUGGGGGCCAUGGUUUGUGACUGAUGAAGUUGGUUGGUGCUGGUCCAGGGCUUUGGGGGCAAAUCCUGAGGCUUUGGUGCUCCCUAACCCCCCCCCCCAUUUCCCCUUAUUUCACCCCCAACCUUUGCGGCAGCCUCAUGAAGUGGAGUUGUGUGUGUGUGUGUGUGUGUGUGUGUGUGUAUGUGUGUGUGUUGUGUGUGUUCUUUUUUUAAUCCAGGAGGGAGGUAUGGACAAAGGGAGCAGGGGUUAAUGAAUUGUUCUAACAGAGGAGAGCUGACACCCCCUAACUUGAAGGGUAAGAUGGCCCCCUCAUGUUCCUUACUGUCCCCUUCAGAGUACACACAGUAUGGAUUUGUUCUCACAUCAACCCCCCUCCCCUGCUGCACCCCCAGUCACCCCACCCGCCCUCUGCAGGCCUCACCCAUUCUGGAUAAUGAGGCUCUCAGCUCAGGAGCCAUGGCCCCCCACUUAACGCACACCACCACCUCUCCCUUCUUCAGCACCCCCUUUGCUCUCCUACCCCUGCCAUCCCCGCACCACCAUCCCACCCCCCCACCCCCCACCCGCUCCUCCGGAGUUGAUGGCACUGGGGUUGACUGCCAGAUGUGAACUACAGGCCCCAGCUGUUUCCUAGGCAAGGGCAGGAGACGGGGUCCUAGCCCCACUCUCGCCUGAGGAAUCACCAUUGGGGUACAGAGUUGCCAGGCCACUCUCCUGCCUCCCCACCCCACCCCAGGGCUGCCAGGGCUGGGUUUGUUCAGGGAGAGCCCAGGCUGCUUCCUGUCCCCACCCCUCGGUGGCAUCCUCUUUCCCACUCUUGUCCUUAUUUUUCUACCAAUGGCUAUUUUUCCGAACAAUCCUUGUAGAAAGUAUGUACCAUCCAAAGGCAGAGGGCCGCCUUCCCCUGGCCGGCUCUGGGCAGAGAUGGUACAGUUUUAUUGUACAGGUGCUAAAACAAAAACAAUGAAAGAAGAAAAUGGGGGGGGGGUAAAGACACACACACACACACAAAAGGCAAAAAAAGCCAGUUUGAGGAUGGGACAAUCUGUUCUCUGGAGACUCCUGCCCCAUGCGCAGGAGUGUUGGUGGUUAUUUUCUUUGUAUUGUGUUUGUUCUUUGUUGGGGGGGAGUUUCAGACCCCCUUCUGUAGGACUGCACCCACCCCUCACCAUACUGCCCAGUUGGUUUUGAACAGUUGUUCUCCCCCUUUUUUAAAAAAAACAAAAUAUAUAUUAUAUAUAUAUAUAAAGUCUGAGGGGUUCUGGGUUUUGAUUCUUUGGUUCUGUGGGGGUUCCUGGUAUUGUGUGGUUUGUGUUCCGUUUGCCUUCCCCGUUUUGCAUUCGGGUGUGUAUUUCUGGCUGCCCUCUAUGUUUCACUGGAAGCAACUGGCUGUGGAGUCAAAAACACUUGCAUACUGAAAAACCCGUCUCAGGGCUCCUGUCUCCUGUCUCUCCUUCCUCUUCUGGAGGGUGGGGGGGGAGGGGGUUCUCGGUGCGUACAGAAGCCAGGAGCAGAGUGAGGCUUUGGGGGUGCAGUGCAUGACCUGUGCCCAUUCGUCCCCACUCCACUGGAGCAACAUCUGGAAAGGCAGGGCAACGGUGGCUCCUGGCAUUUGACCAGGGGCAUGGGGCUUCCAGUAUCUGCCCUGGUCUAGCGUGUGAGCUCCUGUCCCCAUUCCUUAUUCGCUUUUCACUGCCAGAGUGGAGGGAGCAGCCCUGUGUCAGGUGGCUCCAUGAAGCCGCCUACCCAUUGUGGCUCGCCCUACCCAGCCCACCCACGUGGGCACCUGAUCACUGGCCUCUGGUGCCUGUGACUUCCAGAGAUCCAUCCAGCCCCUGCGGGGGCAAGAUGCCCACCCUGGAAUGUGCUGGUUCUCUCCCCACUUGUGGGAAACAGCUGUGAGAAGCUGUGAUGCCUCCUGGGGGCUCCAGAAUGCACCUGUUACUAUUGGUCACUAGGCUGAGGAUGGGCUCCUUUGUUUUCAGACAAAGACAGACAUGCAGGGUGGAGGGGGAAGGAAAGAGUCCACAGCACCAAGGCCUCCUCCAGUGUGAUGGGGGCUGGGCUUGAACCUGGGGAACGCCCAUGACAAAGCAGUGUGCUAUCUAAGUGGACUAUGUCACCCACCUCUGACAUGGAAGACUAUAAACACAUUUCACUGCCA